Messenger RNA from Symbiodinium necroappetens, 5212 nucleotides. The record is from the annotation of a GenBank genome assembly. Lineage: Eukaryota; Dinophyceae; Suessiales; Symbiodiniaceae.
GAGACAAGGACAUCUUUAUGAAGCGCGUCCGACUGGGCGACAAGGUGCCACGGGAGUCUGAUUCAGCGUCCAUUGCAGCCGAGCUUUACCGUCUGUAUCGUCAAGCCAAGCGCCGUUGGCGACGCUUCACAGGUAAAACCCCGUAUGGCAAGACCUAUGCAGCCUUCCUCCCCGCGUCGAGCUUUGCUGGUGGCAAGGGCAAAGGCGGUUCCAAAGAUGCUGCAGAGGUGCGUUCAAUUCCUGGGGUUACUUUCUCAAGCCACUUUGUGUCAGCCGCAAGCCAGAGCAGCGUUCGCACUGGCCUCGAGCAAGAGCUUGAGGCACUGUCACAGGCAUCUGCCUUGAGCAGUCGCAGAUCGUUGGAGCGCUCCGGUGGACAAGCUUCCAUCGAGGGGCGCAUGCAGGGCCCUCCGGAGUGGGAGCCAGGUGACGCACCUGCGCCUAGUCGGUGGCCUAGCUCACAGAUUCAUCCUGAUGACAGUGCAAGCCAAGUCUCCCCGGCGGAAGUCCCGCAGGUGCAAUCGUUGAUCCGUGGAGCGCCGCCUCCAAAGUAUCCUCCCCCCAGUUCUCGUCCCUCCAAUGCUGAGCAUUCCGAGCAGGAGCGGCGCAAGACAACUUUGCAGUUGCAAACCAUGUCGUAUCCAUGGUGGGAGACGGGAACUGAGGAUGUGGCCGCCAGCGAAUCCGCUGGACAGCCAACUGGAGUGUACCAUGAGCGUACACGCGUCAAGGGUAAGGUGGGAUUGCUUGUUGACCCAGGUGCACAUGAUAACUUGGUCGGGGAUCGAACUAUGAAGCUGUUGUCCUCACAGGUCAAAUGCAAGCCUUCCAUCAGACCCCUUGAGCGUCCGUUGAGUGUGCAGGGAGUCGGAAACGGCUCGCAGCAGGCUGAUCUCAGUCACGGUGUUGAGUUCAGCAUCCGUGCACCAGGCGUGUCCAACAUCGAUGGCACUUUCAACUCCCCAGUUGUGCCUGACAGUGAUCUGCCACCAUUGCUUGGGUUGAAAUCCUUGCGCAACUGCAAUGCUGUGUUGGACAUGCAGCAUCAGAAGCUGUACAUUCCGGGCCCCGGCGGCCUGGAGAUCGUGCAGAGCCCUCGCACGUUGAUGCUGGAUCUUGAGCUCAGUCCUAGUGGGCAUUUGAUUCUCCCUGUGCAUCCGCGUACAAAGUCCUCGGAGGCCCGCAAGCUGGAUUUCAUUUCCUCGCGUGUUAGUGUGAAGGAGCCGGGUUCUAAGGAGAAGGUUAGUCCGAGUCGCGAACGAACAUCGAAAGCAAGCUCCAGCAGCGCCGUGCAGAAUUCCGGAAUGGACGGAAACCUGUUUGUGCAGGAGCUGUCGGAGCGAUUGCAUGUUUACGAUCAUGCUUGGUGCUGGCAUGAGCGAACUUUGCACAUUCAUUCGAAGCGGCUCUCCCAGAACGAGCGAAUGCUUUCAUCGCACCACGAACACCUUGAUGGUGGACCCAAAGCUGAGAAGGCUGGGUCCGCGACACAUGUUCGGAACAUCGAGCACAGUCGCCACGACAUUGCAAUGACUGUUGAUUCCACUUGUAUCGCAUCAGAAGGCCGCGAAGUCGAUGCGCUCCUCGCUGAGUUGAGCGCAGCACCGCAUGCAGAUUUGUACAUGGUUCGCAGGGCUGCUAUGAUCCAGAUAGUUGAAGACCACGCCAAACGUGCUAGGUGGGGAUACGUCAACUUUCUUUCCUACGGAGCAAGCUCUCAAGCAGAAGGCCCGAUUGACUGCGGUGAGGAUCUCUCUGCAAUCCUUCCGGUGACCGGUUGCGUGUCUUGGGAUGCAAAGCUUUUGGGUAGCAACUCCGAGAAGCACUUCUCACCUGUGGAAGCCAACACUUUGGACAUCAUGUAUGAUGCAGUGUGUAGGCUGAUUGUCAGUGGCAGUCUGCUAGAUGCGCCUCGUGUUGCACGACCCUCUGAUGCAUCAGCGGCCGCGGCACCCGAUCGAGCCUCGGUUGGAGUCGACACGGCGGAUGAACCGCCAGUUGUGCCGGUGCCUGCUGGCGUUCCGGUUGCCAACGAAGAGGCAGAGCCGCCAGCGGGUGAAGGUGAUGAUAUUGCCCCUUGGGCUCGCUUUGACAUAGGCCGUACUUUGCAACAGCUUCGUAGCUGUAGGGAGGCGGUAGUCAGGCGUGCUUUGAGGCAACUGCAUGUGCGGUUUUAUCACCCUUCGACACAGCGUCUUCGAGCACUGUUGUCUGCGGCCGGUGUGCCGGCAGAAGUCUUAGAAAAGAUUGCGCAGAUAACUGACACAUGCACCGUGUGUCGCACGUGGGCGCGACCUGGUCCGAAAUCAGUGGCGAGUUCUCACCUUCCUUCUGCUUUCAAUGCCGAGCUUCAAGUAGAUUUGCUGUUCAUUCGUGAACAUGUGAUUCUACACAUGAUAGAUGUGGCAACUCGCUUUGUGGUGGCAAAGAUCGUGCCGAGCCGAGAAACAAAUGAUAUUUUGACCGCUUUGCAAGAAGCGUGGGUUUCCUUGUUCGGCCCGCCUAGCACGAUAGUUGCAGACCAGGAAGGAGCCUUGAGUGGAGUUGCUGGUGGUGCAUGGAUGUCGCAUCGCGACAUUAAGUAUGUACCUAAGGCCAAGUAUGCACAUGCAUCUGUUGUCGAACGACAUAAUGCUUUGCUGCGUAGGCAAGCCCACUUAUUGCUUGAGCAAAGUAACGAGGAUGGAUUGCGUGUUCCGUUCUCUGCGAUACUUGCCGAAGCGGUGUUUGCAAAGAAUACUCUUCUCCGAAUCAACAAUUUCACGCCUUAUGAAGCAGUGCUUGGUCGUACACCACCUCUCUACGAUUUGAUCGCGCCAGAGUUUGGUGAAGAGGUCGCGGCGAAGGAUGCCGAUCGUUUGAGGGGAAAGGCAUUGCGUGCAAUCCUGCAGGCUACUGCCGAAAGCAAAGCUCAAAGAGCUGCCAAGUCCAAGAGUCGUCCAAGCGGCGAGCUCUUGGAGCUGUCCACAGGUGAUCAAGUCGAGUUCUUCAGAACCCCGUCAAGCAAAGAUCUUUCAGGAUGGGCAGGUCCAGCUACGGUAGUAGACUUGCAACAGUUAGACCAAGGACAGGUAGGAAUCACUUUUCAGGGACGAUACAUUUUGUGCAGGGUUCAAGACAUCCGCAGAGCACUGAUGUUUGCAACGUUCCUGUCCGAUGAGCCGCACAACACGCCUUCAGGCUUAAUCAGAAUCACUGCAGAAUCCUUGGACAGACAAUCCGUGAGGUUGGGAUGGUUCCGACAACAGAACGUGUGGCGCAGUUUUGCUGAGAACUCAAAGUUUUCAGACGUGUUGGUGGCGGGACUGCGUCUCGCCGCUUGCAAUCUGCAGUUGUCCGGAGUCGUUUCCUUCCGUCUUGGGAACGGGUUGAACACUUUGUCAGGUGUGCAGUGUGAUGAGUCUUUUCUCAUCUGGUGGCCUAAAGGCCAAGGCGCAGUCUGGAAUCACAUGUACCUUCCAGGCACUCAAUCGGUAAACUUCUCCCGUCUCAGCGAUGUGGAGGGAAAAGACUUGUGUUUUCUACAGUUCUUCUGUGAAGACUCGGAGACAGUUCUCAGUCUCCGUCGUGUGGUGCAUGACAUUCCCAAUGUGGGCGGGGUUUACGAUCCCGCCUUGCCGAGAUUGUCAGAAGUGAACGAAGCUGUGCUUCGACGACGGCAGGUUCGUGCAAUCACGGAUCGUGCUGGCACGGAUCAGACUGGUCCAGAAGUCUUCGACAUUAGUACUCCUGAUGGUGUGACUGAGUCUUCAGAGCGUCACUCGGAAGAUACACCAGAAGGUACGGAGGAAAAUGUUGAAGAGGACAGUGACCUGUUUGCUUUCGCAGGCAAGCCUCCAGAAGUCUGUGUGGACUCAGCAGUUGAGCCUUCGUUGGUUUUCACCACCGGAGAACUGAAGGAUGAAGCUUUGAAGCUGGAGUUCUCACAGCAAGCAGCCAAGUAUCUUGCCGCCUUUGAUCGACAGUUGGAAUCCAAUGAGACUCUUGUCAUGAAUAUGUCGGGUGAGGUGGAAUCCGUCAUUGAAAGAGCCAAUAACAUUUUGACUAGACAAGAAGCUUUGGAGAAUGUGGAUCGCUGCAGGCGGGCAAUGGUUAAAGAGUUGCUUAGAUGGAACGGUCACAAAGCAUGGCUUCGAGGAUCAAAGGCUUCAGCGCGUAACACUCUCCAGAGCAAGUGGGUUUUGAAAUGGAAGAACAUCCAAGGAGAGCGCGACGUCAAAGCUAGGUUAGUGGUUCAAGGGUUUAGGGACACGCAGACUGUAGAGAGUUAUGCGUCUACAACCACCAGAUGGGGUCAGCGAUUGUUGUUGGCUAUCGCCGUGCAGCAAGGAUGGCCACUCAAAUCUGCUGAUGUGUCUGAAGCUUUCCUUCGUGGUCUCUCCUUCGAAGAGCUUCAUCGCACGGGUGUAGACAAGGAACUUCGCGAAGUGCAGUUGCUGCUGCCUCCGGGAUCUUUGGAACUCAUCAGAUCCGUCCUGGGCCUUGAAACCUUUAACCCAGAAUCAGAAGUACUCCAUUUGCUGAAACCGGGAUUUGGAUUGAAAGAUGCUCCAAGAUUGUGGAAUCUGGCUCUUAAGCGCGUGCUCAAGAAAGUUGGUCUGCAGCCAACUAACGUCGAUCCGCAGUUGUACGUCCUGCAUGCCGACGGCCGUUUGAUAUUGCUUCUUUCGGUGCAUGUAGAUGAUCUUAAGAUAACUGGAUUGCCGGAGGAGAUAGCACGUACUGUAAAAGUGUUGGAAGAAGAGUUUGAUGCCUUAAAGCUUGAGCCCAAAUGGCGCGAGUACCUUCCAGACGCAGCCGCCAAGUAUGAUGCCUUCAAGGAGAUGAAGAGGCAGUACAGCCGGCGCUUGCGUGGGGAGUUUGUGCCAGAGGGGAACCACAGUGCCGUGCUGCGCGGCCUUGAGCAGAAGACGGCCACACUUCCGGCGCCGCCGACGCAGAGAUAUCUUGCUGGGAACAUGCUCCAAGAGAUCCGGAACAAGCUGUCAGCAGCAGAGUUCCGGAAAGUUGAGAUCUCGCAGUGUGUCUUCGAUGUGAUGCUCACCGGGAUGUUCUUCGGACGUGGGCUGCUCCAACUCUACAAUGCGGCCAUGCGGAGUCCGUGCUCAAAUCCCGGAGACUUCAAUGAUCCAACAGAGGCGGAUGCCACCUGUUUGGUGAAUGUGGCCAAUUUGAUUACCGUCUUCGAUUUCGUGGGAGCUCUUAUUGCCCU